AUGGCGGGCAUGUCCAGCAAACGCCUCCAAAAAGAGCUCACCAAACUCCAUCAAGGCAGCCUACCCACAGGCAUCUCCCUCGUCUCCGCGCCCGACCUUCGCGAAUGGCAAAUGGACAUGACUGUGCCGGACAACCCCAUCUACAAUCCCGACGAAAAGUUCCGGCUGCGCAUCCAGUUCUCCACAUCCUAUCCGAUCGAAGCUCCCGAAGUGGUGUUCAUGCAACUCGCGAAUCCAGAGAGGAAGAUUCCCAUACAUCCUCAUAUCUACAGCAAUGGGAUCAUCUGUUUGGAUUUGUUGGAUGCGCAGGGGUGGAGUCCGGUGCACAACGUGGAGAGUAUUUGUAUCAGCAUUCAGAGUAUGCUAGCGAGCAAUACCAAGAGCGAGAACAAUGGCGAUGACAUGGCUGCUCUUACACCCGCGUCGAAGAAGGCGAUAGCCAACCUCCGCGCCUUUGCCGGUCCUCCUACAAACUACUUCCGAUGCCCUCUAACGAGAAGGGCAGCAGUAUUGAUAUUGCUGUUCGCGGAUAAGAGAGGAGACCUGAGAGUCAUCUUGACCAUCCGAAGUGCUACAUUGAAGAGCUAUGCCGGCCAAGCAGCUCUCCCCGGCGGAAAAGCAGACACACUCUCCGAAACGCCCUUCACCACCGCCCGGCGCGAAGCCUUCGAAGAGAUCGGCCUUCCCAUGAGCGACCAUGCACUGCCACCAGGCUACACAGUCGAGCAUCUGACCGAACUUCCCUGCAACCUAGCCAUGACCGAGCUAGGCGUGCGGCCCUGCGUGGCAUAUCUGAAGACUCCUCCGCCGAGUGAUCGUAACAAGGAACCCGACGCGGCGAGGGAUAUUCUGCCAAAGCUGGAUGCAAGGGAGGUGGCGGCGGUAUUCACGGCGCCGUUUGAGAAUUUCUUAUGGGAGCGGGAUAUGGAUGAGAAAGUGAGGGAGAAGGUGCCAGGGGAGUGGUAUAAAGGAUCAUGGCAUUCGUGGCACGAGACUGCUUGGAGGAUGCACCAAUUCUUCGUCCCCGUCACCCCAUCCACCGUCUUCCUCGCCUCCACCAAACGACCAACCUCCUACACGGACCCACGUCCACCGACUUCAACCUCCACACCCACACCCAAAACGCCCACAACCACCACCACCAAACCUCCUCCAGCUCCAAACUCCUCACUCCAACCUCCCCUUCCCAAAUCCUUCUACACCAACACCAACAACGCCCUCCAACAACCCCGGUACCGCGUCUUCGGCAUGACGGCCCGCAUCCUCGUCGACGCCGCGCGCGUGGCGUACGGUCGUGAACCGGAGUACGAGCACAAUUCGCACUUUGGGGAUGAAGAGAUCAUGGCGAAAUUGAUGGGGAUCGGAAGGUUGGCGGAGAAGAAGGUGGAGGGGGAGGUGUUGACGAGAGAGGUGAUGAGGGAGGCGGCGAGGAGUAAGAUUUGA
This is a messenger RNA of Zymoseptoria tritici IPO323, 1443 nucleotides long. RefSeq lists its product as uncharacterized. The record is from RefSeq and is a predicted model, not a curated record. Gene Ontology annotation, molecular function: coenzyme A diphosphatase activity; acetyl-CoA hydrolase activity. Lineage: Eukaryota; Fungi; Ascomycota; Dothideomycetes; Mycosphaerellales; Mycosphaerellaceae. The transcript has 5 exons. Gene Ontology annotation, biological process: coenzyme A catabolic process. Bases 1 to 1443 code for a protein of 480 amino acids.